GGAAGCCGAAUAGUGCUGGGACAGCCUGCUCGGGCUUUGCGGGAGGCGGGUUGAGCGGGCUUCUAGGCUGCGGACAUCACCGCUUACACAGAUUCCACUUCGGCAGAGUCCAACGUCGUUUUAAUCAGCGAGCAAUUUGUAGAGGCUUAAACUGCAGUCUCCUGAGUAACAGCUUGGGCUUUGGAAUCACUCUCCAGUUCAAAAUUCUGACUGUCGGCUGACUGUGUACUAUCUAGCCUGUGGUAAUUCUAUCCUGUGAUAUGUUUUCUGAAAUUCUGAAUCAUGAGUCUAGCACUUAAUGAUCUGCUUAUUUGCUGCCGUCAACUAGAACUUGAUAGAGCUACAGAGCGAAAGAGAGAGAUUGAGAAAUUUAGGCGCCUGAUUCAGGAUCCUGAAACUGUUCGACAUUUAGAUCAGCAUUCAGAUUCCAAACAAGGGAAAUAUUUGAAUUGGGAUGCUGUUUUUAGGUUUUUACAGAAAUAUAUUCAGAAAGAAACAGAAUGUCUGAGAACAGCAAGACAAAAUGUAUCAGCCUCAACACAAGCCACCAGGCAGAAAAAGAUGCAAGAAAUCAGUAGCUUGGUCAAAUUCUUCAUCAAAUGUGCAAAUAAAAGAGCACCCAAGCUGAAAUGUCAGGAACUGUUGAAUUAUAUCAUGGAUACAGUGAAAGAUUCAUCCCAUGGUGCUAUUUAUGGAUCUGAUUGUAGCAAUAUAUUGCUGAAGGACAUUCUUUCGGUGAGGAAAUACUGGUGUGAAAUAUCUCAGCAACAGUGGCUUGAAUUGUUCUCUGUGUAUUGCAGUCUAUAUCUUAAACCUUCACAAGACAUUAAUAGAGUUUUGGUGGCAAGAAUAAUUCAAGUUGUGACCAAAGGAUGCUGUUCACAGACUGAUGGAUUACAUCCCAAAUUUUUGGAUUUUUUUUCUAAGGCUAUUCAGCAGGCACGACAAGAAAAGAGCCCUGCAGGUCUAAAUCAUAUCUUAGCAGCAUUUAUUAUCUUCCUCAAAACUUUGUCUGUUAACUUUCGAAUUCGAGUGUGUGAAUUAGGAGAUGAAAUUCUUCCUACCUUACUUUAUAUUUGGACUCAACAGAGACUUAAUAAUUCCUUAAAAGAAGUAAUUAUUGAAUUAUUUCAGCUACAAAUUUAUAUUCAUCAUCCAAAGGGAGCCAAAACUCAAGAUAAAGGUGCUUACGAAUCAAGAAAGUGGAGAAGUAUUUUAUACAACCUAUAUGAUUUGCUAGUUAAUGAAAUAAAUCAUAUAGGAAGCAGAGGGAAAUAUACUUCAGGAUCUCGUAAUAUUGCUGUUAAGGAAAACUUGAUUGAAUUGAUGGCAGAUAUUUGUCACCAGGUUUUUAAUGAAGAUUCCAGAUCCUUGGAGAUUUCUCAGUCUUGCACAACCACACAAAGAGAACUUACUGAUCACAGUGUACCUUGCAAAAAGAGGAAAAUAGAAUUAGGCUGGGAAGUAAUAAAAGAUCACCUUCAGAAGUCACAGAAUGAUUUUGAUAUUGUACCUUGGUUACAAAUCACAACUCAAUUAAUAUCAAAAUAUCCUGCAAGUUUACCUAACUGUGAGUUGUCACCAUUACUAAUGAUACUAUACCAGCUUCUACCUCAACAACGACGUGGGGAGCGCACACCAUAUGUGUUACGAUGUCUUAUGGAAGUUGCAUUGUGUCAAGGCAAGAGGUCAAACCUAGAAAGCUCACAAAAGUCAGAUUUAUUGAAAAUCUGGAUUAAAAUUUGGUCUAUUACUUUUCGUGGUAUAAGUUCUGAACAAAUACAAACUGAAAACUUUGGCUUACUUGGAGCCAUAAUUCAAGGCAGUUUAGUUGAGGUUGACAGAGAAUUCUGGAAGUUAUUUACUGGGUCAGCCUGUAGACCUUCAUGUCCUGCAGUAUGCUGUUUGACUUUGGCACUGACAAUCUGUGUAGUUCCAGAAACAGUAAAAAUAGGAAUUGAGAAAAAUAUAUGUGAUGUAAGCAGAAAUUCUUUAAAAGAAUUGAUAAUGAAAUGGCUCUUAUUCUGUCAGUUAGAGGAUGACUUUGAAGACAGUACAGAGCUACCUCCAGUUCUUUGCAGUAAUUUUCCUCAUCUUACCCUGGAGAAAAUUCUCGUGAGUCUCACUAUGAAAAACUGUAAAGCAGCAAUGAAUUUUUUCCAAAGUGUGCCAGAAUGUGAGCAACACCAAAAAGAUACAGAAGAACCUUCAUUCUCAGAAGCUGAAGAUCUGUUUCUUCAGACAACUUUUGACAAGAUGGAUUUUUUAACCAUUGUGAAAGAACAUACGCUAGAAAAGCACCAAUCCAGUGUAGGCUUUUCUGUCCACCAAAACCUCAAGGAGUCACUGGAUCGCUAUCUUUUAAGACUGUCAGAACAGCUUCUAAAUAACUACUCAUCUGAGACUUCAAAUUCAGAGAUAUUUGUCCGGUGUUCAAGUCUUUUGGUGGGUGUUCUUGGCUGCUAUUGUUACCUGGGUGUCAUAGCUGAAGAGGAAGCAUACAAAUCAGAAUUAUUCCAGAAAGCCAAGUCUCUAAUGCAGUGUGCCGGAGAAAGUAUCACUUUGUUUAAAAAUAAGACAAGUGAAGAAUCUAGAAUUCUUUCAUUGAGAAAUAUGAUACAUCUAUGUACAAGUUGCUUACAUAACUGUUCCAAGCACAGUCCAAAUAAGAUUGCAUCUGGCUUCUUCUUACGAUUAUUAACAUCAAAGCUAAUGAAUGACAUUGCAGAUAUUUGUAAAAGUUUAGCAUUCAUGAUCAAAAAGCCUUUUGACUGUAGAGAAGUAGAACCAAUGGAAGAAGAUACUGAUGAAAAUCUAAUGAGGAUGGAGGAUCAGUCUUCCAUGAGUCUAUUUAAUGAUUACCCUGCUGGCAGUGUUACUGAUGCAAAUGAAUCUGGAAAGAGCCAAAUUACUAUUGGUGCCAUGAAUCCUUUAGCUGAAGAACAUCUAUCAAAGCAAGAUCUACUUUCUUUAGACAUGCUCAAGUUCUUGUGUAUGUGUGUAACCACUGCUCAGACUAACACUGUAUCAUUUAGGGCAGCUGAUAUUCGGAGGGAAUUAUUAAUGUUAAUUGAUUCUAGCAUGCUAGACCCUACCAGAUCUCUUCAUUUACACAUGUAUCUAGUGCUUUUAAAGGCACUUCCUGGAGAAGAAUAUCCCUUGCCAAUGGAAGAUGUUGCAAAACUUCUAAAACCACUACCCAAUGUGUGUUCAUCUUAUCACCGUGACCAAGAUGUUUGUAAAACCGUCUUAAACCACGUCCUUCGCGUAGUGAUGAACCUGUGUCACAGAAAUAUGGAUGAUGAGAACACAAGGGAUGCUCAAGGACAGUUUCUAACAGUGAUUGGAGCAUUUUGGCACUUAACAAAGGAGGGAAAAAGUACAUUCUCUGUAAGAAUGGCACUAGUAAAAUGCCUUAAAACUUUGCUUGAGGCUGAUCCUUAUUCAGAAUGGUCUAUUCUGAAUGUAAAGGGAAAAGAUCUUCCUGUAAAUGAAGUAUUUCCACAGUUUCUUGCUGAUAAUCAUCACCAAGUUCGCAUGUUGGCUGCAGAGUCAAUAAACAGAUUGUUUCAGCAUAUAAAACGAGGUUCUUCCACAUUGAAAGCACUUCCUUUGAAGCUUCAGCAAACAGCUUUUGAAAAUGCAUACUUGAAAGCUCAGGAAGGAAUGAGAGCAUUGUCCCACAGAACUGAAAACUCUGAAAUUUUGGAUGAACUUUGUAAUAGAAAAGCCACUUUACUGAUGAUGAUAGCUGUAGUGUUAUACUGUAGCCCUGUCUGUGAAAAGCAGGCUUUAUUUGCCCUAUGCAAGUCUGUGAAAGAGAAUGGACUAGAGCCUCACCUUGUUAAAAAGGUUUUAAAGAAAGUUUCUGAAACUUUUGGAUAUAGAUGUUUAGAAGAUUUCAUGGCUUCUCAUUUGGAUUAUCUGGUAUUGGAAUGGCUAAAUCUUCAAGAUCCUGAAUACAGUGUAUCUUCUUUUCCUUUUAUUUUAUUAAAUUAUACAAACAUUGAAGAUUUCUAUAGGUCUUGUUAUAAAAUUUUGAUUCCACCUCUAGUGAUUAGAAGUCAUUUUGAUGAAGUAAAGUUAAUUGCUAAUCAGAUUCAAGAGGAUUGGAAAAGUCUCCUGACAGACUGCUUUCCAAAGAUUCUUGUAAAUAUUCUUCCAUACUUUGCUUAUGAGGGUACAGGAGACAGUGGGAUGGCCCAGCAAAGAGAGACUGCUACCAAAGUCUAUGAUAUGCUUAAAGAUGAAAACAUAUUAGGAAAACAGAUUGAUCAUUUAUUCAUUAGUAAUUUACCAGAGAUUGUAGUGGAGUUAUUGAUGACGUUACAUGAACCAGCAACUUCUGGUGCCAGCCAAAGCACUGACCCCUGUGACUUCUCAGGGGAUUUGGAUCCUGCUCCUAAUCCACCUCAUUUUCCAUCACAUGUGAUUAAAGCGACAUUUGCCUAUAUCAGCAAUUGCCAUAAAACCAAGCUUAAAAGCAUUUUAGAAAUUCUUUCCAAAAGCCCUGAUUCCUAUCAGAAAAUUCUUCUAGCCAUAUGUGAGCAAGCAGCUGAGACAAAUAAUGUUUAUAAAAGGCACAGAAUUAUUAAAAUAUAUCACCUGUUUGUUAGUUUAUUAAUGAAUGAUAUAAAGAGUGGCUUAGGAGGAGCUUGGGCCUUUGUUCUUCGAGAUGUUAUUUAUACUUUGAUUCACUAUAUCAACCAAAGGCCUUCUCGUUUCAUGGAUGUGUCAUUACGUAGCUUCUCCCUUUGUUGUGACCUGUUAAGCCGGGUUUGCCACACAGCGGUAACUUACUGUAAGGAUGCUUUAGAAAGUCAUCUUCAUGUUAUUGUUGGUACACUUAUACCCCUUGUGGAUGAUCAAAUGGAAGUUCAGGAGCAGGUAUUGGACUUGUUGAAAUUCUUAGUGAUUGAUAACAAGGAUAAUGAAAAUCUGUAUAUCACAAUUAAACUUUUAGAUCCUUUUCCUGACCACGUUGUCUUUAAGGAUUUGCGUAUUACUCAGCAGAAAAUCAAAUACAGUAAAGGACCCUUUUCACUUUUGGAGGAAAUUAACCAUUUUCUCUCAGUAAGUGCUUAUGACGCACUUCCAUUGACAAGGCUUGAAGGAUUGAAGGAUCUUCGAAGACAACUAGAGCAACAUAAAGAUCAGAUGAUGGAUCUUAUGAGAGCAUCUCAGGAUAACCCUCAGGAUGGCAUAAUGGUGAAGCUAGUUGUCAGCUUGUUGCAGUUAUCCAAGAUGGCAGUAAACCACACUGGUGAAAGAGAAGUUUUAGAGGCUGUUGGAAGCUGCUUGGGAGAAGUUGGUCCUAUAGAUUUCUCUACAAUAGCUAUACAACAUAGUAAAGAUACAUCUUAUACCAAGGCUCUUGAAUUAUUUGAAGAUAAAGAACUUCAGUGGACCUUCAUAGUGCUGACUUACCUGAAUAAUACUCUGGUAGAAGAUUGUGUCAAAGUGCGAGCAGCAGCUGUUACCUGUUUGAAAAGCAUUUUAACCACAAAAACUGGACAUAGUUUCUGGGAGAUUUAUAAGUCAACAGCUGAUCCCAUGCUGAUCUAUCUACAGCCUUUUAGAACAUCAAGAAAAAAGUUUUUAGAAGUACCAAGACUUGACAAAGAAAGUCCUUUAGAAGGCUUGGAUGAUACAAGCCUGUGGAUUCCUCAAAGUGAAAAUCAUGACAUUUGGUUAAAGACACUGACUUGUGCUUUUUUGAAUAGUGGUGGCACAAAAAGUGAAGUUCUUCAGUUAUUAAAGCCAAUGUGUGAGGUGAAAACUGACUUUUGUCAGACUGUGCUUCCAUACUUGAUUCAUGAUAUUUUACUGCAAGAUACAGAUGAAUCAUGGAGAAAUCUCCUUUCUACACACAUUCAGGGAUUUUUCACUAGCUGUUUCAAACACUCUUCACAAACAAGCCGAUCCACAACCCCUGCAACUUUGGAUUCAGAGUCAGAAAACUUAUUCCGAUGCCAUGUGGAUAAAAAAUCACAAAGAACAAUGCUUGCCGUUGUGGACUACAUGAGGAGACAAAAGAGACCCUCUUCAGGAACAGUUUUUGAUGAUGCUUUCUGGCUGGAGUUGAAUUACCUAGAGGUUGCCAAAGUAGCUCAGUCUUGUGCCGCUCAUUUUACAGCAUUGCUCUAUGCAGAAAUCUAUGCAGAUAAGAAGAACAUGGAUGAUCAAGAGAAAAGAAAUCUUACAUUUGAAGAAGAGAGCCAAAGUACAACUAUUUCCAGUUUGAGUGAAAAAAGUAAGGAAGAAACUGGGAUAAGUUUACAGGAUCUACUUUUAGAAAUCUACAGAAGUAUAGGAGAGCCAGAUAGUCUUUAUGGCUGUGGUGGAGGGAAAAUGUUACAACCCCUUACUAGACUACGAACAUAUGAACAUGAAGCAAUGUGGGGGAAAGCCCUAGCAACAUAUGACCUCGAGACAGCAAUCUCCUCAUCAACUCGUCAGGCAGGAAUAAUUCAGGCCUUGCAGAAUUUGGGACUCUGCCAUAUUCUUUCCAUCUAUUUAAGAGGAUUAGAUCAUGAAAAUAAAGAGUGGUGUGCUGAACUACAGGAACUUCAUUACCAAGUAGCAUGGAGAAAUAUGCAGUGGGACCACUGCAUUUCUGUCAACAAAGGAGUGGAAAGAACCAGUUACCAUGAGUUGUUGUAUAAUGCUCUGCAGUCUCUAAGAGACAGAGAAUUCUCCACUUUUUAUGAAAGUCUCAAACAUGCCAGAGUUAAAGAAGUGGAAGAGUUGUGUAAGGGCAGUCUUGAGUCUGUGUAUUCCCUCUACCCUACACUUAGCAGACUGCAGGCCAUUGGAGAGCUUGAAAACAUUGGAGAACUUUUCUCAAGAUCAGUAGCAGAUAGGCAGCCCUCUGAAGUGUACAUGAAGUGGUGGAAACAUUCCCAGCUUCUCAAAGACAGUGAUUUUAGUUUUCAGGAGCCUAUAAUGGCUCUACGCACAGUCAUUUUGGAGAUCUUGAUGGAAAAAGAAAUGGAAAACUCCCAAAGAGAGUGUUUUAAGGACAUUCUCACCAAGCAUCUUGUAGAACUCUCUGUAUUAGCCCGAACUUUCAAGAACACUCAGCUCCCUGAAAGGGCAAUAUUUCAAAUUAAACAGUAUAAUUCAGCUAGUAGUGGAGUCUCUGAGUGGCAACUGGAGGAAGCACAAGUAUUCUGGGCAAAAAAGGAACAGAGUCUUGCCCUGAGUAUUCUCAAGCAAAUGAUCAAGAAGCUGGAUGCCAGUUGUACAGAGAAUGAUCCCAACUUAAAACUUAUAUACACAGAAUGUCUAAGGGUUUGUGGCACCUGGUUAGCAGAAACUUGCUUAGAAAAUCCUGCAGUCAUCAUGCAGACCUAUCUAGAAAAGGCUGUGCAAGUUGCUGGAAAUUAUGAUGGAGAAAGCAAUGAUGGGCUCAGAAAUGGAAAAAUGAAGGCAUUUCUCUCAUUAGCACGGUUCUCAGAUACUCAGUACCAAAGAAUUGAAAACUACAUGAAAUCAUCAGAAUUUGAAAACAAGCAAGCUCUCCUGAAAAGAGCCAAAGAGGAAGUUGGCCUACUUAGGGAACAUAAAAUCCAGACCAACAGGUACACAGUAAAGGUUCAGCGAGAGCUGGAGUUGGAUGAAUGUGCACUCCGUGCAUUGAAAGAGGAUCGUAAACGUUUCUUAUGUAAAGCAGUUGAAAAUUACAUCAAUUGCUUAUUAAGUGGUGAAGGGCAUGAUAUGUGGAUAUUUCGUCUUUGUUCUCUCUGGCUUGAAAAUUCUGGAGUUUCUGAAGUCAAUGGCAUGAUGAAGAGAGAUGGAAUGAAGAUUCCAUCAUACAAAUUUUUGCCUCUUAUGUACCAAUUGGCUGCUAGAAUGGGGACCAAGAUGAUGGGAGGCCUAGGAUUUCAUGAAGUCCUCAAUAAUCUCAUCUCUAGAAUUUCAAUGGAUCAUCCUCAUCACACUUUGUUUAUUAUAUUGGCCUUAGCAAAUGCAAACAAAGAUGAAUUUUUGACCAAACCAGAGGCAGCCAGAAGGAGUAGAAUAACUAAAAAUGCACCUAAGCAAAGCUCUCAGCUUGAUGAGGAUCGAACCGAGGCUGCUAACAAAAUAAUACGUACUAUCCGAAGUAGGAGACCUCAGAUGGUCAGAAGUGUUGAGGCACUUUGUGAUGCUUAUAUUAUACUAGCAAAUUUAGAUGUCACUCAGUGGAGGACUCAGAGAAAAGGCAUAAAUAUUCCAGCAGACCAGCCUAUUAUCAAACUUAAAAAUUUAGAAGAUGUUGUUGUCCCUACUAUGGAAAUUAAGGUGGACCCCACAGGAGAAUAUGGGAAUCUGGUGACUAUAAAGUCAUUUAAAGCAGAAUUUCGUUUAGCAGGAGGUUUAAAUUUACCAAAAAUAAUAGAUUGUUUGGGCUCUGAUGGAAAGGAAAGGAGACAACUUGUCAAGGGCCGUGAUGACCUGAGACAAGAUGCUGUCAUGCAGCAGGUUUUCCAGAUGUGUAAUACAUUACUGCAGAGAAAUACUGAAACCAGGAAGAGGAAAUUGACUAUUUGCACUUAUAAGGUGGUUCCCCUUUCUCAGCGAAGCGGUGUUCUUGAAUGGUGCACAGGAACUGUCCCUAUUGGUGAAUUUCUUGUUAACAAUGAGAAUGGUGCUCAUAAAAGAUACAGGCCAAAGGAUUUCAGUGCCAGUCACUGCCAAAAGAAAAUGAUGGAUGUGCAGAAAAAGUCUUUUGAAGAGAAAUAUGAAGCUUUCGUGGAGAUUUGCCAAAAUUUUCAACCAGUUUUCCGUUACUUCUGCAUGGAAAAAUUCUUGGAUCCAGCAGUGUGGUUUGAGAAACGAUUGGCUUAUACUCGGAGUGUGGCUACUUCUUCUAUUGUUGGUUACAUACUUGGACUUGGUGAUAGACAUGUACAGAAUAUCUUGAUAAAUGAGCAGUCAGCAGAACUUGUACAUAUAGAUUUAGGAGUUGCUUUUGAACAGGGCAAAAUCCUUCCUACUCCUGAAACAGUUCCUUUUAGACUUACCAGAGAUAUUGUGGAUGGGAUGGGCAUUACUGGUGUUGAAGGUGUUUUCAGAAGAUGCUGUGAGAAAACCAUGGAGGUAAUGAGAAAUUCUAAGGAGACGCUGUUAACCAUUGUAGAGGUCCUCCUCUACGAUCCUCUCUUUGACUGGACCAUGAAUCCUUUAAAAGCUUUAUAUUUACAACAGAGGCCAGACGAUGAAAGUGAGCUCCACUCCACUCCAAAUGCAGAUGACCAGGAAUGCAAACGAAAUCUCAGUGAUAUUGACCAGAGUUUCAAUAAAGUAGCUGAACGUGUCUUGAUGAGACUGCAAGAGAAACUGAAAGGAGUAGAGGAGGGAACCGUGCUCAGCGUUGGUGGACAGGUGAAUUUGCUCAUACAGCAGGCCAUGGACCCGAAAAAUCUCAGCCGACUUUUCCCAGGAUGGAAAGCUUGGGUGUGAUAUUAAGCAUGUGACUGCCUUGGAUUCAGCCUUUAUAAAUUGUAUUUUGGCCUUCAUUGUUAACCCACCCACAUACUUUGAAUAAGUAUUAAUAUUGAACUAAGUGAAUUACUGUUGUUUUUUAAAAAAUGUUUAACACUUGCUUCAAUUCCCUAAAGUCUCAAGCAACAGUUUUCUCACACUUUAGACAUAACUGUCAAUCAUGCUGUAAUUCUAGGCUAAAUAUUUGUUUUUUCUUCUCAAGUACAUACUUGUAUCACUUUCAGUAGAAUCAGUGAAUCAGUAAAAUCACUCUCAUAGUCAGAAGAAAUAAAUACACUGCUAACUUUGAUGUAGCUUUUAAUUAAAACUUGUUUCCCAGAUAUUAUAUAUGAAUGAUAAAGUAGUUAAUAUUAGUCUAUAAAAGGAGGGAAAAACUUUAAAAUUGUAAACAUCUAUAUACUAUGGUAAGUAAAUAUGUUGGAUUUUCAAUAGUAAGGUCACUCAGUGCUGCUCAAUAAUGAAGGUGUUAUGAUAUGGAGAAUAAAUUUCACAGAUACAGUAUGGUUCCUUUUUUUUUUAGAAAUGUUUAUUAGACUUUCUUAUUCUAUUCUCUUUAUCUUUUAAGCCCUCUGUGUUUCUCGUACUUUAUCUUUCUAUAAUGCCUUCAUAUCUGUCUUCUAGUUCAUGAAUUCUCUUGUCGCUAUAUAAUCUCCUUUCUAAAUUAUUCAUUGGAUUUCUCCUUUUAAAAGUUGCUAUUCAUUUCUAGGUAUGUACCUUCAGAUUUGCCUAUUAUUUGUUUCAUGAUGUCCAGUUUUUUGGUUUUGUUUUUUUAACUUUAGGUUCUGUUUGUAUUUAUUGGGUCUUUGGUGGACUUUUUAUCCAUGUAUUCUGUGAUUUUAUAAGGUGAGCUUAUUUUCAGUAGGACCUCGUGGGAAUCUUGAGUGACCUGGGUUAAGAAUAAUUCCUUCCAGAAAAGUUUCAGGUCUGGUUAUGUCAUAGUUCCAGGGCUGUCCGUGACAGAGGACUACUCUUUAAUUUCUUGGCUUCAGGGUUUCCUGACCUGAUGAGAACCAUGCAGUUACUGAGAGAAGACUAGCAGGCCAAAACAGACAUUUUUCCUCAUUGCCUCCCUGUGCUAGGGGGCUGGUGUGAACCUGUGGUCUCCCAGCUGUACUGUGGACACAAGGGGAGGUACAUCUGUUAUAUGCCCACUGCCCUUUCAAAGUCCUCUCACAGAUGUUACAGCUGAAAUUCAUAGAUGAGCGAAAUUGGCAAGUUUCCUCUGGUUUUUAGUUUCCUUCUGAAACUGAAAAUUUUUGACCAUAAGAAUUUCCUCUUUUUUAUAACUUCUGCUAUGCAUUUAAAAAGCACUUCUUGUAUCUCAGCUAGCAUUUCUGUGUGUUUUGUUGGAGGGGAGGGGUUUAGGUAUCAAGUUUGAUAUAUGGUUAGAAACGGAACCUUUCUGUCCGCAUACUGUCUUAGACAAACAAGUAAAACUACUGACAUGUCUGUUGGUGAAUAUAGUCCUUCAUCCUUAGGAAACUGUGUCUGCAGAGAUUAAGAAAUGGGUGGUUGAACUUUCUUUUUAUGUGUAGCUUAGGUGGUUAUGUAAGCAGUUUUUUCUAAUGACAGGUUGGUAUUUGUUUCUGUUGCCAGUGUCAGGUUCUCACUCAUCUGAUCUCUCCACCUUCUCUUCUCUCCAAAAGCAAUCUCCAGAACUUUAUGUACUAUAAAUUUCUUAGUUUGGUUUCUGGAAAAAUGUUUUUAAAUUUUCUAUUUUACAUUUCAAAUUAUAAGCUUAUUGUGAUAUAUAUUUUUUCUUAUAAAUCUCCUAAAUGAAUAUUUAAUACAUAUUGGUAGUUUUAUUACCAUAGUGAAUCAAGGGAAUACAGUAAACUUAGAAUGUCUUUAAGAAAGCCUUGAAAAGUAAAAAGAUUUUUAAAAAUUAGAAAAAAAAAACCACCUUGAAAUAUUGAUGGGUGGAAUAAGAAAUGAUCAGCUAGAUGAUAGUAUAAGUAAGUGAAUUCAUCACUGAUUCUUACUAAUUGAUGUAUCCAGAUAGUUUUGAGUAACAUUAUUAAUCUACUCUUCAACCUUGAAUGAUAUGCUGUAAAACUCCUGUCUUAAUGAGGCUAUGAAAAGCUUGCCAGAUAACAACCAGAGGGAAUAGCUAAUUCACAGGUGAUGGAAUUAAGAUUCUAAAGAUUAUCACAUCUGGAACACUAUUUGGAAAUGAAUAAGAUAGAAAUUUACUGGGAAUAAAUAAGGAGUGGUUAAAUUUCUUAAAUAUUUAUGAUAGAAUAUUUAUUGUAUGCUGAGUACCUGACAUACCUUAUAUGCAGCAUCUUUGGCAAGAUUAGUGAUAUUAUCUCAGCUUACAGCUGGGGAAAUAAAGUAGCUUGUCCAAGACCCAAAUAUCAGAAACUGAAGAAGGUACAAGUUUAAUAUGGACAGUCUUUAACGUGGAAAUCUUUCAAGUGAAAAGAAUUUAGGCUUCACCAGUCACUUGCUCAUAAGGUCACUGGAAACCAAGGAGAGAAGCUACUAGGAAAGCAAAUAAAUGAUAGACUUGACAGUUGUGUUCAGAUUAAGGGAGAUAAUAUCCCUUCCACUAUUCUCUGUGUUGAUCAUACCACCACAAAGUAUCUUCCUUAUUAGUAGGUAAAAUAAAUCCAUGGUCAUUAUAGUAUAUACUUAAAUAUAUACACUUAGAAAUGGCUAAAAAUUUAAAUAUGGCCUAAAGCAAAUAAACACAAAGAGGAAAAUUUUUUGGUCUUUUUAACGAUUAAAGUAGGCUAGUCUUUAAAUACCUAGAAGCUAGUAUACUGGCUUGAAAUAUGGACAUAUGUGCCACAUUAAGUAUUUUAAUUGCAUCUUGAUGAAAUUAUAUAUUUUAUAUAGAUUUAUUUCAGUACUGUUGAAUGUAUAUCUUUAUUAUUCUGUUCUGUUCAGUUCAGUUCAGUCAUUCAAUCAUGUCAAACUCUUUGCAACCCCAUGGACUGCUGGGCACCAGACUUCCCUGUCCAUCACCAACUCCCGGAGCUUACUCACAUGCCCAUUGAGUCGGUGAUGCCAUCCAACCAUCUCAUCCUCUGUCAUCCCCUCCUCCUCCUGCCUUCAAUCAUUCCCAGCAUCAGGGUCUUUUCCAAUGAGUCAGUUCUUCACAUCAGAUGGCCAAAGUAUUGGAAUUUCAGCUUUAGCAUCAGUCCUUCCAAUGAAUAUUCAGGACUAAUUUCCUUUAGGGUGGACUGGUUGGAUCUUCUUGCUGUCCAAGGAACUCUCAAGAGUCUUCUCCAACACUGCAGUUCAAAAGCAUCAAUUCUUCAGUGCUCAACUCUCUUUAUAGUCCAACUCUCACAUACAUACAUGACUGCUGGGAAAAACCAAAGCUUUGACUAGAUGAAACUUUGUUGGCAAAGUAAUGUCUCUGCUUUUUAAUAUGCUGUCUAGGUUGGUCAUAACUUUUAUUCCAAGGAGCAAGCAUCUUUUAAUUUCAUGGCUGCAGUUAUUCUGUUACUUUUUUUAAAAUAAAUCUUCAAAAAAGGAUAUGCUGACUCAUUCAUUGUAUUCAAAUAUUUUGAGUGUUUUGUGUGCCAAGCAUGGUGCUGUUUCAUAGGGGGACAACAGUUAGCUGCUGCUGCUUUCUGUUACUUUUUUUAAAAUAAAUCUUCAAAAAAGGA
Messenger RNA from Dama dama (fallow deer), 13109 nucleotides. RefSeq names its product ATM serine/threonine kinase (gene ATM). Bases 283 to 9447 code for a protein of 3054 amino acids. Gene Ontology annotation, molecular function: protein binding; protein serine/threonine kinase activity. The record is from RefSeq and is a predicted model, not a curated record. Gene Ontology annotation, biological process: DNA repair. The transcript is spliced from 64 exons. NCBI's taxonomy places the organism in Eukaryota, Metazoa, Chordata, Mammalia, Artiodactyla, Cervidae.